AUGUUGUUGCGCCACACAGUCUGCGGAACUCUUCAAGGCGCACGGAGCUUGUCGACGCGCGCAUCGGCUAUCCUUUCGUCGCUUGACAUCCCUGCUGGUGCUGCGGAACUCCCAGGCGUUUAUGACGGGCAGUGGUCUGGCUCUGGGGAUGUGCUGGAAAGUGUAUGUCCCACCACUGGGGAGGUACUUGCGCGGGUUCGUUCGGCGACACCGCAUGAGCUGCACGAAGCACUGGGAAAGUCUAAGGAAGCUUAUCUUCAUCUCAGGACGGUUCCUGCUCCCAAGCGAGGCGAACUUUUACGACAGAUCAGAGAAGCACUCUCUGCGAAGCGUGACGUUCUUGGGGCAUUGGUUUCCCUCGAAAUGGGGAAAAUUAAAACAGAAGGCAUUGGGGAAGUCCAGGAAUUCGUGGAUAUUUGCGAUUACGCGGUGGGCUUAUCUCGAAUGAUGAACGGCAGAGUUGUGGCAUCUGAAAGACCUGGUCACACUAUCCUGGAAGUACCUAACCCCAUUGGUGUCGUCGGUGUGCUUACUGCGUUCAACUUUCCGGUGGCAGUAUAUGGGUGGAAUUUUUCGCUUUCAGUCGCCGCUGGGAAUGCGAACGUCUGGAAACCUUCGCCGAGCACACCACUUUGUUCCAUUGCCAUAACAAAGAUCAUUGCGCGUGUGCUAGAGAAGAACGGCAUUCCUGGCGCCGUAUCUACUCUCAUCACGGGCGGAAAGGACGUUGGAGAAGCUAUCGUUGCAAGUCGAGAUGUACCCCUUGUUUCAUUUACAGGUAGUGAGGCCGUAGGUAGGGUCGUUGGUAAGGCUGUUCAGUCUAGGUUCGGUCAGAGCAUCUUAGAGUUGGGCGGGAACAACGCGUCCAUCAUCAUGCCAGAUGCAGACAUGUCGUUAGCUGUCCCAGCCGUCUUUUUUGGUGCUAUCGGCACUGCUGGCCAACGAUGCACAUCUACCAGGCGACUUUAUCUCCAUCGUGCGAUUGCACCGAAAUUCCUCGACGCACUUGAGAAAUUAUACGCUACUAUAAGCGUUGGAGACCCUCUAGUAGAUGACACUUUGCUUGGGCCUUUGCAUACACGUGCAGCUGUUGGAAUUUACAGCGACGCUGUGGAGCGACUCCGCCAAUCUGGUGCUGACAUUCUUAUUGGUGGAAGGAAAUAUGACCAUGCGGCAUUGAGCCAGGGUAAUUUUGUCCAACCCACGAUCGCAGUUCCAAAGACCGUGGAUCCUGCCGAUAAGAUGUGGAGUACCGAAACGUUCGCACCUAUCCUGAACGUCGGCUUGUUCGAUGAGCUGGAGCAGGCCAUUGAAUGGAACAAUGCUGUUCCCCAAGGACUGUCUAGCAGCCUCUGGACCAAAGAUAUUCGGAACGUUGGCAAGUGGAUUGGCCCCGAAGGCUCAGACGCCGGCAUUGUCAAUGUCAACGUUGGAACUAGCGGCGCCGAAAUAGGUGCCGCAUUUGGAGGCAAUAAGAGCACCGGAUGGGGCCGCGAAUCCGGCGGAGAUGCCUGGAAGCAGUACGUUCGCUGGAGUGCAUGCACGAUCAACUUUUCCGAUGCUGCACCUCUGGCGCAGGGAGUGAACUUCUCCACAUGA
This is a messenger RNA of Suillus subaureus, 1599 nucleotides long. Its product is annotated as NAD-aldehyde dehydrogenase. The transcript has 11 exons. The record is from RefSeq and is a predicted model, not a curated record. Bases 1 to 1599 code for a protein of 532 amino acids. Lineage: Eukaryota; Fungi; Basidiomycota; Agaricomycetes; Boletales; Suillaceae. Gene Ontology annotation, molecular function: aldehyde dehydrogenase (NAD+) activity.